GACUGGAGUGUAGAAAUAAACAUAACAUGGAUGUGGACACGGCGAGUGACAAUACAUCCAUCGAUGACAAGAUAGACGAUUUUUGUGAAAAUCCAACGAGAGAUGCUUUGACGGAAGGUCUCAUGAGCCUUCUGAAGCCUACAGUCGAUCAGUUAGACGAACGAAUUCGUGCCACGAGGAUAUGCCAAAUAGAACUGAAGCAACGGAUCGAAUCUUUGUCGGAAGAUUUGCAGAUGAUCAACGAAGCCUUACAGUGCCCGUUGGAAAUAGAUUCUUACAUCAAGAAGCUGAUAAACGCCAAACGCAAAAUCACCAUUGUCGGUAAUAUCUUACAAAGUACACAAGACGUAUUGAAUAAGAUGCACCAAGGGGUGGAGAAAAAUACAGCAAAGAGGAAAGCUUUAUUGGAUCAUAGUUCUUUGUACAGCAAUACCUCCAAUAUUACCGAUAAAGAAGAACAAGUGGAAGUGGAGAAAGAAGCCGAUCCAGCCAAGGAUCCACAAGUAUAA
Habropoda laboriosa is the source of this 509-nucleotide messenger RNA. RefSeq names its product SNAPIN protein homolog (gene Snapin). The record is from RefSeq and is a predicted model, not a curated record. Gene Ontology annotation, cellular component: BLOC-1 complex; BORC complex; synaptic vesicle. Gene Ontology annotation, biological process: synaptic vesicle exocytosis; endosome to lysosome transport; intracellular protein transport. The transcript has 2 exons. Lineage: Eukaryota; Metazoa; Arthropoda; Insecta; Hymenoptera; Apidae. Gene Ontology annotation, molecular function: SNARE binding. The coding region runs from base 27 to 509 and encodes 160 amino acids.